AGGAUGUACUGUAAUGUAAACUGGCUUUUAUGACUUGAGUUCAUUUUAAUUUAUUCUGCUUUAUUUGCUUCAUUUUAUCCGGGUACAGUCAGCCAAAGCCAAACAAAGAGGUUAGACACGUGUAUUCAUAUGUUGAUGAUGCCAGACUGUAUGUUCAGGUUUUGCAUAUAUAAGGCCCCAUGAUGAGCUCCUUCUGCACUUCUUCUUGGUGUUUGCUGCUUUGUAGCAGCAAGUGAACAUCUGGGAGCAUGACCUCACCACGAUGGAUGAUCCUCGUCUGCUUCUCCCUGAUCUCAGUCUUUGGGACGGGAGAGAGUUUGACGAUCAUUGUUCCAGAGAUCUCCAAUGAACAAAAUUCUCUGCCUGCAAUUAUCGCUCAGAUGAGCAGAGCAAUCGCUGAUCUGAAUGCCAGCCACAAAAAACUGUUGGUUCAGCAAAGCCGGAGUGGAUGUAAUUGUAACCCGUCUUCACUCCAAGCCUGUUACUCACAAAGGAAUCUUGCGAAUAGAAGGCUGAGCUCUUGCAAUUCACAAGUGAGAUCACUGGGUGCCCAGAGAUCCUCAUUACUGCGCCAAGUCAGCGGCCUCCGUUCCCAGUAUGCCGCAGUGGUGAAACAAAGAGACGUUCUUCAGGGUCAAUUGAAUGUCUUUGUAAGGUAUCAGAAUUACGGAUGGAAAUAUUACCGUGGAAGUUUCUAUUACUUCUCUACAAGCAAGGCAAACUGGCAGGCCAGUCGUAAUUACUGCACCGCAAGGGGAGCAGACCUGGUGGUCAUCAAUGAUGCUUUUGAAAACAACUUCACCAGAGAAGUGAAACGCAUUGCCUGGAUUGGACUGUACAGGUCAGGAUCCAACUGGAGAUGGGUGGAUGGAAGUUACCUGUCAUCAAGAGCCAGCUAUUGGGCUCCAAAAGAACCUAACAAUUCUGGAAACAGGGAAGAUCGUGGAGAAAUAUGGCUAUACAACAAUAUAGAAAACUGGAAUGAUGCACCAUGGGCAGAUGCAAACUACUGGAUUUGUGAGAAGAAGGUUUAGUGAAAACUCUCUGAGCUUUCUUAUCAUGAAAUGGCAUUAGCUUGAGAUCUGCUGAAGUGAAAACCUUAAUGCAGGUCAUCUGUCCUUUCUGCUUUACUUUUCAAUCAUAAUGAAAUCAUUUUAAUCUGUUGGUAUAAUGGGGUUGAUUAAGAAAUGUAAUCUUUUGCUGUUCUGCAAGUGUAUCUUUUUCUGUGGCUAAAUAAAGCAUUGCAAAAUCAACUUAGUCUGUUUCAUUACUUUAUUAGCCUUUUUGAGGCAGUCGAUGGGAUGCACUGGACUUAGACCACAAUGUUCCCUUUUUUGUCGUACCAGAUGAACAAAACCAUGAUGAUUCAGCCUUAACAGCCUUCAAUAUCCUAAUUCAUGAACAGUCCUGGAGGGGACCACAGCAACAGCGAAAAGCUAUCACCAAUGCAUACUGUCAGACUUGAUUGUUGGUUGUCAAAUGCCUCUGUCUAUUAUGGAAAAAAACAAUUUUCUGCUCUUCCUUACUGUGCUUGACAAAGAAGUACAGCCCA
Oryzias melastigma (Indian medaka) is the source of this 1552-nucleotide messenger RNA. RefSeq names its product CD209 antigen-like protein C. NCBI's taxonomy places the organism in Eukaryota, Metazoa, Chordata, Actinopteri, Beloniformes, Adrianichthyidae. The transcript has 10 exons. Gene Ontology annotation, cellular component: external side of plasma membrane. The coding region runs from base 249 to 1034 and encodes 261 amino acids. The record is from RefSeq and is a predicted model, not a curated record. Gene Ontology annotation, molecular function: carbohydrate binding. Gene Ontology annotation, biological process: biological process involved in interspecies interaction between organisms.